AUGCAUUCCUCGAAUACACGGACAAGAAUCGCCAAUGCUACGUCUCGGUUCUCUCAAGAGGAUCUGGAGGCUCUCGCGGCUCUGUUGGCACCAAUCAUUCGCGAACUAUCACCCGAACCGCAGAACGGUUACCAGCCCAGGGCCUGGCGACUAGGUGCAUACGUACCGACACCGCCAUACGUGGCGAACCGCAAUACGUCGAAGAACGAACCACCAUACUCGACGCACGAGCCCCGCGGCCUAUCUCGCCCUCCGGGACCACUCGAUCACUUACGUCUGAACACUCAAAGCGACCCUGUCCAGGUCCCCCAAGAAGCCGCGAUAAUAACAAAACGGGAGGUCCUCGAGAAAAGAUACCUUGAAGAGUCGAGACUCAUCGUCAAUUCACUCCUGAACAACCCCCACGGCCGCUGGUGGCGCGGCGGCCACACCGAUCAGCUUGCCAUCACCGACGAAGAAGCGGCCUCUGUCGUCCAAUUCACCUUCCGGCCAUGGGAGCUGUUCAAGCUCGAUCCCGACCCCGUGCGCCGCGGCGAGGUGCGCUACCGCGUCAUGCGCGACUGGCAGAGGCGCCCGACGCCGAAUUGGCUGGAGGAGUACCCGACGCCUGAGACGGUCUACCUCCCGCUGAUGUCGUACUUCUCCCUGCUGGCGAUGCGCGAGCCGCGCGUCAUCUCGUUGGGAAAAAGGUAUAUCAGGAAUUUGAGAGACCUCGUGUGGACGCAUCCGGGCGAGUGGGAUGUGGUGCUGGAGUACCAUAUGGCUUUCUUCGAGGCCAGAAGCGAGGAGAUGCGCCGCGGCGUCUUUGACGGUUGGGCCAAGUUCGAUGGGAAAUUGUUGUGGACGGCGCGUAAGGUGGCCGCAUUGUGCGCGGGUAAAAGGUGCCUUAGCUUGUAA
Molecule: messenger RNA, 897 nt
Organism: Gloeophyllum trabeum ATCC 11539
Lineage: Eukaryota; Fungi; Basidiomycota; Agaricomycetes; Gloeophyllales; Gloeophyllaceae
Exons: 1
Coding region: 1-897 (298 amino acids)
Source: RefSeq, a predicted model, not a curated record